AUGUUGUUUUUAUUUUUACUCAUUCUAAUUUCAAAUUCGUCUGCUGAGCUUUUUUCAUUUAAGAACUUUGUUGAUAAUGAUAAUAAUGUUACGACCGACACGCAAUAUAAACUUCGUGACUUGUAUAAAUAUAAUAAUAGGGGGGAUCCCUUAUGGGUCUUAUCUUUGAGCGGCGAUGAUUGGAUGAACCCAACUUUAAGACUCGGAAGCAGCAAAGAAUUGGACGAUUUUUUUCAAUAUAUUGGACCUUUGAUGAGAAUAACUCGAGGGCGGUUUUCAGCAAGAGUCAAGAAAAACGACCCAAAUAAAGCAAAUUCCAACGAAGACUCACAGCAAGCACCAACGCAGAAAGAUUUUAUGAAAAUGAUCAAUAAGUUCACAUUGUCAUCAAGUGUUGAUCCAGAUGCGUACAUCACUGACAAUAAUCAAGAAUACGACAGCCCUACAAUAACAAUACAUUUUAAAGGCCAGAACUCCGUGCUAUUAGUGUCUUUGGGAAGCAAACAGUGGCACUACAUUAUCAACAGUCGGUCACUACCAGAAUGGUUUUAUGAAACCCACGACACUACUGAAAAUCCUCUGCCUCUACCAGACGAUGUCAAAAUUCAGUUUUUUAAUUCCUUAUGGCGCUUGUUGCAUUUGAUGUUUGGUUUUCCUGCUUAA
This is a messenger RNA of Spodoptera littoralis (African cotton leafworm), 663 nucleotides long. NCBI's taxonomy places the organism in Eukaryota, Metazoa, Arthropoda, Insecta, Lepidoptera, Noctuidae. The record is from the annotation of a GenBank genome assembly.